AUGCUGGUCUUUGGAGAUGACACACGCAACUACUUCCUGGUGAUUGGACAGGCAGUGGAUGAUGUGCGCCUUGCACAGAACAUGGCCCGAAUGAACGAUGUCAUUCUGUCACCCAACUGCUGGCAGCUCUGCGAUCGGAACAUGAUUGAAAUUGAGAGGAUUCCGGAUCAGAGAGCAGUUAAGGUUAACUUCUUAAAACCACCCCCUUCUUUUAACUUUGAGGAAUUUUUCACGAAAUGUAUGACCUUCAUGGAUUAUUAUCCUGGUGAACACAAAAACUUCCUGAGGCUUGCCUGCAUCCUGGAUUCUGAUCCUAAACUGGAGAUGUCCCUACAAAAGUAUGUGAUGGAAAACAUUUUGAAGCAGAUCGACGACAAACAACUUGGGGGUUAUUUGUCUGAGCUUCGCCCGGUGACGAUUGUGUUCGUGAACCUGAUGUUUAAAGAGCAAGACAAAGCAGAGGUCAUAGGCACGGCCAUCCAGGAUGCCUGUGUGCACAUCACUUCUGUCCUGAAGGUCUUCCGAGGCCAGAUCAAUAAAGUCUUCAUGUUCGACAAGGGCUGCUCCUUCCUCUGCGUCUUUGGCUUCCCCGGGGAGAAGGCCCCUGACGAGUUCUCCCACGCCUUGGAGAGUGCUGUGGAUAUAUUCGACUUCUGCUCUCAGGUCCACAAGAUCCACACCGUGUCCAUCGGCGUUGCCAGUGGGAUCGUCUUCUGUGGCAUCGUGGGGCACACCGUGAGGCACGAGUACACGGUCAUUGGUCAAAAAGUCAACAUAGCCGCCAGGAUGAUGAUGUACUACCCGGGAAUCGUGACCUGUGACUCUGUCACCUACAACGGCAGCAACCUACCAGCCUACUUUUUUAAAGAGCUUCCAAAGAAAGCGAUGAAAGGUGUUGGCGAUUCUGGGCCCGUCUAUCAGUGCUUGGGCCUGAAUGAGAAAGUCAUGUUUGGGAUGGCAUACCUCAUCUGCAACAGAAAUGAGGGCUACCCUUUGCUGGGGCGUGAUAAAGAGAUCAGAUACUUUAUGCGUACCAUGAAGGAAUUCUUGAUGUCUAACUGCAGCCGAAUCCUAAUGUACGAAGGAUUAUUUGGAUAUGGAAAAAGCCAGAUACUUAUGGAAAUUGAGUACCUGGCUCAAGGUGAGAACCACAGAACCAUUGCUAUCGCGUUGACUAAGAUCAGCUUCCAUCAGAACUUUUACACCAUCCAGAUACUCAUGGCCAACGUGCUGGGUCUGGACACUUGCAGACACUACAAGGAGCGGCAGACCAACCUUCAAAGCAGAGUCAGGAGGCUGCUGGACGAGAAGUUCCACUGUCUCCUCAACGACAUCUUCCACGUCCAGUUCCCUAUUUCUCGGGAGAUUUCCAAGAUGAGCACYUUGAAAAAGCAGAAGCAGUUGGAAGCACUGUUCAUGAAGAUCUUGGAACAGACAGUGAAGGAGGAAAGAAUCAUUUUCAUCAUCGAUGAGGCUCAGUUUGUGGACGUGGCCUCCUGGACCUUCAUGGAGAAGCUCAUCCGGACGGUCCCCAUCUUUAUCAUCAUGUCCCUGUCACCCUUCGUGGGCCUUCCCUGUGCGGCAGCCAGUGCCAUCAUGAAGAACAGGAACACCACCUACAUCACCCUGGGGCCCAUGCAGCCCAACGACAUCCGCAACAAGGUCUGCCUGGACCUCAACGUGUGCAGCAUCCCCAAAGAGCUGGAGACGUACCUGGUGGAGGGCAGCUGCGGGAUCCCCUACUACUGCGAGGAGCUGCUGAAGAACCUGGACCGCCACCAGGUGCUCGUUUUCCAGCAGAUGGAGCCUGAGGAGAAGACCAAGGUGACCUGGAACAACCUGUUCAAGAAUUUCGUCAAGCCAACGGAGGAAUUAAAAGGGUUUUCUCUUAGAAAUGAGGAGGGAAAUGAAGAAGUCUGUAACCUGGUCAGUGGUGUCAGACUGAAAAACCUGUCGCUCCCCGCGUCACUGAAAGAAAUCUCUCUGGUCCAGCUGGACAGCAUGAGCCUCUUCCACCAGAUGUUGGUGAGGUGCGCUGCCAUCAUUGGCCUGACCUUCACCACGGAGCUGCUGUUUGAGGUUCUCCCUUGCUGGAACAUGAAGAUGAUGAUCAAGGCCCUGGCCACCCUCGUGGAGCUGAACGUUUUUUACUGCUUCCGGAAUGGCAAGGAUCUUCGACUGGCCCUGAAGCAAAAUGCCACCUCAUUUGAGGUUCACCAUCGCUCCUCGUCUCUGAGACCCAGCGAGGAGAUGGCUCACAGCGAGGAGGAGGARCUCCGAGAACUGGAGGGCGAGGUGAUUGAGUGCCACAUCAUUCGGUUCUCCCGGCCUAUAAUGCAGAAGACAGCCUACGAGCUCUGGCUCAAGGACCAGAAGAAGGCCUUGCAUUUGAAGUGUGCCCGCUUUUUAGAGGAGAAUGCCCACAGGUGCGACCACUGCAGAAGUGGGGACUUCAUCCCGUAUCACCACUUCAUGGUGGACAUCCGCCUCAACACCUUGGACAUGGACACCAUUAAGAAGAUGACUAAGCCUCGCGGAAUCCAAGCUAAAGAAGAGAUCAACUUAGCUAAAUCAGAGGUUCCUAAGAGAUCUGAGUUACUUCCUGAAAAUCUCAGGAAGAAGAGGCUGGCCCAGCUCUACCGGCAGACCGCCUGCUUCUCCCUGCUGUGGCGCAUCUACAGCUCCAACUACUUUUUCCACUACAAGUUCUACGGCCACCUGGCGGCUGUGAUGCAGGUGAACUCCGCGCUGGAGACGCAGAACGACUUCCAGCUUCACACAGGCUAA
Messenger RNA from Urocitellus parryii (Arctic ground squirrel), 2787 nucleotides. The record is from RefSeq and is a predicted model, not a curated record. Lineage: Eukaryota; Metazoa; Chordata; Mammalia; Rodentia; Sciuridae.